CAUAUCCUUUGUGGUGGGACGGUAAAGAACAAAACGGAGGACCGGACCAGUGAGUGUGACAAAUGCGACCUUAUCGUGGCCAUUCUAAAGGAAGCAAGCAGAAUCCCUAUUGAAGAUCCGGCUACGGGAGAAAUAUUUGCGCAUUGUCAUGCCGCGUCGGAAGAGGAUAUUGAGCAUGCAGUCCUUGCCGCUCAGCGCGCAUUCAAGUCCGGCGUUUGGGCUCGUGCGAGUCGGCACCAUCGCGCCGAUGUCCUUGAAAAAUGCGCAACACUGCUCUCGGACGCUCUACCGGAACUGAUCGCCCUGGAAACAAAGCAGACAGGAAGGGCCAUCAAGGAAAUGAAUGCCCAAGUUCCUUCCUUGGUGAGAUGGUUCAAGUACUAUGCCUCUCUGCUUCGGGUUGAAGAGCGAGCAGUCCUUCCCACUUCCGGGAAGCUACACAACUUUAUUGACCGAGUGCCCUUGGGGGUGGUGGUGCAAAUCACCCCGUUCAACCACCCCCUUCUGAUUGCGGUAAAGAAGGUGGCCCCGGCCCUUGCCGCUGGAAAUAGCGUCAUUCUCAAGCCAAGCGAGUUGACGCCCUUGACCUCGUUGGUACUGGCAAGAGUUCUUGGGCAGGCUGGAAUCCCGGCAGGGGUGUUCAGUGUACUCCCAGGAUAUGGCGCAACCACGGGCAAGGCCCUGGUGUCUCACCCUUUGGUCAGAAAGGUAGAUGUCACCGGUGGCACUGCUGCAGGUAGAGCAAUCGGGUCGAUUGUGGGCGGAAACCUGGCCAAAUAUACGGCAGAACUGGGAGGCAAAGCCCCGUUGCUCGUGUUCGAAGACGCCGAGAUUGACGUUGCUGUAAAUGGAAUUGCAUUCGGAAGUUAUAUCGCAAGCGGCCAAACCUGCAUCGCCAGCACGCGAAUUGUCGUGCACAACAGCAUCAUGGAUCGCGUCUUACAGAAACUGAAAUCCAAGGUGGAGGGAAUCACGAAACGGAUGGGAGAUCCAAGCAACCCGGAUUGCAUGAUGGGACCUCUGAUCUCGGAAAAGCAACUUCAGAACGUCGAGAGACUCGUCAACGACGCCGUGGCGGGUGGCAUGGCCGUCCCACUCAUUGGGGCUAAGCGAAUGACGGGAAAGAGUGCGCUUGAUGGAUUUAACCUUUCCAAGGGUUACUUCUACGAGCCCACCGUACUCGUAUCUCAUCAGGGGUUCAAUAAUAUUGUCAAUACCUCUCUCUGGCGAGAAGAGGCAUUUGGGCCGGUCGUCGUUGUUGUCGGAUUUGACAUCGAGCAACAGGCCAUUGAUUUAGCAAACGACACUGAGUUCGGCCUGGGGGCUAGUAUCUGGACGAAGGAUCUUUCCCGAGCCUUUCGAGUCUCGGAACAAAUUGAUGCGGGCAUUGUGUGGGUGAACACCCAUCAUCGCAAUGACCCCAGUAGUCCCUGGGGAGGUGCGAAGGCGGCAAGUGGCGUUGGAAGUGAAAACGGAAUCGACGCUUAUCACGCAUACACGACGACAAAGAGCACCAUUGUCAACUAUGCGAUCCCAGAAGAAUCACUUGCGACAGAUGAUUGGUUUGGGGAGGGACCUAAAAAUGUUAGAUACGGCUGA
Penicillium canariense is the source of this 1599-nucleotide messenger RNA. RefSeq names its product aldehyde dehydrogenase. Lineage: Eukaryota; Fungi; Ascomycota; Eurotiomycetes; Eurotiales; Aspergillaceae. Gene Ontology annotation, molecular function: aldehyde dehydrogenase (NAD+) activity. The annotation marks the transcript as partial. The transcript has 2 exons. The record is from RefSeq and is a predicted model, not a curated record.